Messenger RNA from Daldinia childiae, 1770 nucleotides. RefSeq names its product Major facilitator superfamily domain-containing protein 7. Gene Ontology annotation, biological process: transmembrane transport. Bases 1 to 1770 code for a protein of 589 amino acids. The record is from RefSeq and is a predicted model, not a curated record. NCBI's taxonomy places the organism in Eukaryota, Fungi, Ascomycota, Sordariomycetes, Xylariales, Hypoxylaceae. Gene Ontology annotation, molecular function: transmembrane transporter activity. The transcript is spliced from 7 exons. Gene Ontology annotation, cellular component: membrane.
AUGGGUAUCUGGGACACUAUUGCCGACCUCGUCGAGGCGGCCAAGCCAUGGACCACCGCCGAAGCCGAAGCUCCAGCUGAGGAACCCCAAGAGGAGGAGCAGGCCGAGGAGGAGGAGGAAGAAGAAGAGGAUGACGACGAGCCCAAGGACCCGAAGGAACAGCUCGAAGAAGAUUGCAAGAAUUCCAAGCAGUGCGCACCAGCUAAGCACCACUUUGACGAAUGCGUCGAGCGUGUAACAAAUGCCUCGGAUGACGGAGAGGCCGGUGAGGACUGUGUCGAAGAAUUCUUCCACCUCGCGCACUGCGCUAGCCAAUGCGCAGCUCCCAAGCUCUGCCUUAAGCAAGCCACCAAGAAGCGCCGCAGGACGGAAAACGCAAGGAAGGAGCCUGGAAGAAGCGCGCACAAUGUCUCGCGCAGUAGCAGUCGCAAACCAUCUUCGGAAGCGGCUGUCGUUACAGUUACAACGCCAGCUAUAUUCGACGACGAAGCCGUUAAGAAGGCCCGCGACGAGUACACCCUCAACCCUAUCGGUACCGAUUCAUCUAGCAAGUCAUCCCGUACUAAGGGCGGUCAUCUACGGCUCGCUUCGAACUCGACGGACGACGACGACGACGAAGCUACCGCGGCGCGCAUCGCUGCGGGACUGCCGCGCGACACGGAUAACGCUUCGAUCGAGAAUGGCGAUAGCGUCACGUAUAAGGUGUAUAAGCGACGGUGGUUUGGCCUCUUGCAGCUAACACUGCUCAAUAUCAUCGUCAGUUGGGACUGGCUGACUUUCUCCCCGGUCUCACAAAAUGCCGCUACUUACUACAGCACGACCGAGUCGGCCAUCAACUGGUACUCGACGGGCUUUCUGUUCGCCUUCGUCGUCAUCUUUCCGGUCACCAUCUACACCCUUCACUGGGGUCCGAAGCCGUCUAUCAUUGCCGCGGCGGUGCUGAUCCUCGUCGGUAACUGGAUCCGCUACGCCGGCUCUUACUCCCGCGAUGGGGGUAAUUACGGGGUUGUCAUGUUCGGCCAGAUCUUGACCGGAUUGGCCCAGCCGUUCGUGCUAAGUGCCCCCACGCGGUACUCCGAUAUGUGGUUCACGGAUAGAGGCCGUGUUGCCGCUACCGCUUUGGCCAGUCUGGCGAAUCCCUUCGGCGCCGCACUCGGACAACUUAUUGUGCCGUUCAUGGUUACGGGACCGGCUGAUAUCUCUAACGCCGUGCUCUACGUCGCUAUCAUCUCCUCCGUAGCUGCUCUCCCAUCCUUCUUCAUCCCAGCAGAGCCUCCCACUCCCCCCGGCUCAUGGUGCUCCACACCUAAAGCCUCCUUUCGCUCCUCGCUGCAACUCCUGAAAUCUGUCGAGAUCUGGCAGGUCCUGAUCCCGUACUCUAUCUACGUCGGUUUCUUCAACAGCAUCUCUACGCUGCUCAAUCAGAUCAUGAUGCCCUACGGCUUCUCAUCGGACGAAGCCGGUAUCGCCGGCGCCCUGCUCAUCGUCGUCGGACUAGUUGCCGCCGCCAUCUCCAGCCCUAUCCUCGACCGCACAAAGGCCUUCCUACUCGCCAUCAAGGUCGCCGUCCCGCUUAUCGCACUGUCUUACCUUGCUUUCAUAUGGAUGCCAGGCACCCGCGACUUAGCCGGCCCAUACGUCGUGCUCUCCAUCCUCGGCGCCUCGAGUUUCUCCCUACUGCCCGUCGCCCUCGAGUUCCUUUGCGAGCUGGGCCACCCGAUGAGUCCCGAGAUCACGUCUACGAUCGCCUGGGCUGGCGGCCAGUUGUAG